AUGGACUUAGCAAGUCAGGCUCAUGUGCUGGUGGUCUUGCUCACCGGUGUGGUCUUGCUAUGCUGGGCCCAGGAGAGGGACUAUACAGUGAAGGAGGAGCAGCCAGAGAACGUCCGCAUCGGCAACCUGCGGAAGGACCUGGACCUCAACCUAGACCCCAACAUCAGGCUUUCCUCGCCGCUGCAGUUCAAGCCUGUGUAUAAGACAGGCGACGUGCCUUUGGUGAGAGUGGAGGCCAACACGGGGGAGAUCUUUACCACCAAUCACAGAAUCGACCGGGAGAAGCUGUGCUCAGGGGUCUUCGCUGAGAAACGUUGCUACUAUGAGAUCGAGGUGGCCGUGCUGCCUGACGAGAUCUUCCGACUGGUCAAGAUCCGCUUCCUGAUCGAGGACGUGAAUGACAACGCCCCUCUUUUCCAGUCCACUGUAAUAAACAUCUCCAUCCCGGAGAACACGGCAAUCAACACCCGAUACCCGGUGCCCUCAGCAUUUGACCCUGAUGUAGGGAUCAAUGGGAUCCAACAUUAUGAACUGGUCAAGAGUGUCAGCGAGUUUGGCUUAGACAUCAUUGAGACUCCCGAAGGUGACAAGUGGCCACAGCUUAUCGUUCAGCAGAACCUGGAUCGCGAGCAGAAGGACACCUUCGUCAUGAAGAUAAAGGUGGAAGAUGGUGGCAACCCUCCCAAGUCCAGCACUGCCAUUCUGCAAGUCACCAUCUCUGAUGUCAAUGACAAUCGUCCCAUCUUCAAGGACAGUGAGCUGGAGGUCACCGUGCCAGAGAACGCCCCCAUGGGGACAUCGGUUGCUCAGCUUCACGCCACGGACGCCGACCUGGGAUCCAACGCACAGAUCCACUUUGCCUUCAGCAACCAGAUCUCUGCCUCGACCAAACGUCACUUUGCCAUUGACAGCUCUACAGGAAUGAUCACUGUGAAGCAGCCACUGGACAGGGAAGUAACACCUGUUCAUAAACUCAUCGUCCUGGCCAGCGACGGCAGCUCCACCCCUUCCAGAGCAACAGUGAUUGUUAAUGUAACAGACGUUAAUGACAAUGUUCCCUCCAUAGACACUCGCUACAUUAUCAACCUGGUUAAUGGGACUGUUCUGCUGUCUGAGAAUGCGCCCCUCAACACCAAAAUAGCCCUAAUUACUGUUACUGACAAGGAUGCAGAUCUUUAUGGCAAAGUAGCUUGCUACACUGACCAUGAUGUUCCUUUCCGGUUGAAGCCUGUCUUUAAUGAUCAGUUCUUACUAGAGACAGCCGCCCCCCUAGAUUAUGAGACGACUCGAGAAUAUGCAAUUAAGAUAGUGGCCUCGGAUAGGGGGACGCCUCCUUUGAACACUUCAGCUAUGGUUUUAAUUAAAAUCAAGGAUGAGAACGACAAUGCACCCAUCUUCCCCCAGCCGGAAAUCCAACUUUCCAUACCGGAGAACAAUGACCCCUCUACACAGUUAAUAAAAAUCAGUGCCACUGACGCAGACAGCGGACAUAAUGCUGAGAUUAUUUAUACUCUUGGCCCUGAUGCACCUGAUGGGUUUAACAUAGACAGACGGUCAGGAAUCCUCUCUGUUGGCAAACGACUGGACAGAGAGAAGCAGGAGAGGUACUCAUUCACUGUCAUAGCGAGGGACAACGGCUCCACAUCCCUACAGAGCAAUGUCACCGUCAGGCUAAUCGUCCAGGACCUUAAUGACAACAGCCCAGCUUUCACACACCCUGAGUACAACUUCUAUGUGCCUGAGAACCUGCCUCUCUACGGAACUGUGGGCUUAAUCACAGUGACGGACGCAGAUGCGGGAGAUAAUGCUGUUAUAACGCUGUCCAUUUUGAACGGGAAAGAUAAUUUCAUCAUUGACCCUCAAACUGGGGUGAUCAAACCCAAUAUCACAUUUGAUAGGGAGCAGCAAAGCUCCUACACAUUUAUGGUCAAGGCAGUCGACGGAGGGCAACCCCCAAGCUCCUCCUAUGCCAAGGUCACUAUCAAUGUAGUCGACGUAAAUGACAAUCGCCCCGUGUUCGUCAUCCCCUCCUCCAAUUACUCAUAUGACCUAGUGCGAACCACCACCACCCCUGGCGCUGUGGUCACCAGAGUGUUUGCCAUUGACAAUGACACAGGUAUGAAUGCUGAGCUGCAGUACAGUAUAAUCAGCAGCAUCAUCAUCACAUCUAGGGUCUCCCCUCGAGGUCUCUUUUCCAUCGACAAAACAACGGGUAACAUAACCCUGCAGGAGAAGAUAGUGGCAGCUGAUCAGGGGCUGCAUAGGCUUGUAGUAAAGGUCAAAGAUCUAGGCCAGCCUGAGUCAUUACAUGCUAUAGCACUGAUUCACUUGUUUGUCAAUGACACUGUGUCAAAUGCUACUUUUAUCCAAGAGCAGCUGCGAAAAAGCAUGGAGACACCCCUGGACCGUAACAUAGGGGACAGUGAGGUAACACCUCAAGCCAACGGAUAUGUGAUUGUUGUCAUAGCUAUCAUAGCAGGGACCAUGACUGUCAUCUUGGUGAUAUUUGUGACCGCCUUGGUGCGCUGCCGGCAGACACCCAGACACAAAGUGGUGCAAAAGGGCAAGCAGAGUGGCGAGUGGGUGUCACCCAACCAAGAGAACCGUCAGAUCAAGAAAAAGAAGAAGAGGAAGAAGCGAUCCCCCAAGAGCCUCCUCCUGAACUUUGUGACCAUAGAUGAAUCUAAGCCUGACGACCCCACCCAUGAGCAUGUUAAUGGCACACUGGAUCUCCCUGUGGAGCUAGAGGAGCAAACCAUGGGGAAGUACAACUGGGCCACCACGCCCACCACCUUCAAACCCGAUAGCCCAGACUUAGCCAAGCAUUACAAGUCCGCGUCCCCUCAACCUACAUUUCAAAUCAAACCGGAGACCCCAGUGGCCCCAAAGAAACACCAUGUGAUCCAGGAGCUCCCCUUGGACAACACGUUCGUGGUGGGCUGUGACUCACUCUCCAAGUGCUCAUCGACUAGCUCCGACCCAUACAGUGUCUCAGAGUGCAGCUGUCAGGGGGGAUUCAAGACUGCAGGGCAAAUCACCACCCGACAGAAUCUGAGCCAGACACCGGAGAAGUCUUUUAACUCGCCGCCCCCCAUUUGUCCUCAUAAGCAGACCCAGCGCCGUGUGACAUUCCAUCUUCCAGACGGUUCCCAGGAGAGUUGCAGUGAUAGCGGGCUGGGAGACCCGGAGCCUAGCAGCACGGCCAGCACCACCCAGCCUCUUCCCCUCAGCUUCCCCCAGGAGGAGUACUAUGAGCAAACAUCACCCAACAGCCGUACCGAGGGAGACGGAAACUCAGACCCGGAAUCCACCAUCGAGGUGAACCUGCAGAAAGCCUUGGCCGAGGCCUCUGAGACCUGCACCCAGGAGUGUCUGAUACUGGGCCACUCCGACAGCUGCUGGAUGCCCCCAGCCCUGGCCCAGUUCCAGAGUCCUGGCAGCAACAGCCCCACCUCCACCCCUACCGCCACCGCCAUCACCGGUACCCUCCCCACCUUUGGCUUCCAGCAGAGCUGUGCCCGAGGAGCCAAAGCUAACAUGGGCAGCAUGGGGGUCAUGGAUGGCCGCCAUACCCUGGGCAGGUCUGUGCCCAAAAAGGAUGAACUGGACAAAGGGAUCAACCGACCACAGUUCUACAACACCCUGGAUAGACACUGCGGUAGUAAGAAGGAGGACCCCGUCAAGGUCAUCCCUCUGGCGAGCUUUUCCUCUCCCAUGCAGCAGACGCCCACCAGCGUGGGCAGCAGCUCUUUCUUACAUGAGCACCAGUUGUAA
Messenger RNA from Seriola dumerili (greater amberjack), 3774 nucleotides. RefSeq names its product protocadherin-11 X-linked-like (gene pcdh11). The coding region runs from base 1 to 3774 and encodes 1257 amino acids. The transcript has 6 exons. Lineage: Eukaryota; Metazoa; Chordata; Actinopteri; Carangiformes; Carangidae. The record is from RefSeq and is a predicted model, not a curated record. Gene Ontology annotation, cellular component: plasma membrane. Gene Ontology annotation, molecular function: calcium ion binding. Gene Ontology annotation, biological process: homophilic cell-cell adhesion.